Molecule: messenger RNA, 6166 nt
Organism: Prinia subflava (tawny-flanked prinia)
Lineage: Eukaryota; Metazoa; Chordata; Aves; Passeriformes; Cisticolidae
Product: solute carrier family 12 member 5
Exons: 38
Coding region: 694-6009 (1771 amino acids)
Biological process (GO): collagen catabolic process; chloride transmembrane transport; potassium ion import across plasma membrane
Cellular component (GO): extracellular matrix; plasma membrane
Molecular function (GO): zinc ion binding; potassium:chloride symporter activity; metalloendopeptidase activity
Source: RefSeq, a predicted model, not a curated record
GGGUGAGGAACCAUGAGCAUCUCCAGUGCUGGAAACACUCUGACCCACUGGGGUGAUGCAGCUGUGCUGGGGAAGGAUGCAGAGUCCUGGUGAGGGUGCAAGCUCCCAAAUCCCGGGCAGCUGGGUUCCAGGUGCUGGGGCUCAGGUGGGGGUUCCCACUGCUGUCUGCCCCCAUGCCCACCCAGGCCCUUGUGGGCCUGGGUCCAGCUUGGCCAGCCACGAUCAGUGUCAGCCGGUGUGAUGACACAGCUGCAGGGUCCUGAGCACCUGGCUGGCCUCCACUGGUGCCCUGCUGUCCCCACAGCUACCACGGUCUUGUGCAGGGCAGCCCCAGGGCAGGGCAGCCCCAGGGUGGCCAUUCGGUGCUGUGCUGUGGCCAUUCGGUGCUGUGCUGUGGCCAUUCGGUGCUGUGCUGUGGCCCGGUGGAGCUACCCAGCCACUCUCCUUCUUCCUGUCCUCGCGUGGCUGCGGAACACAGCGUGUUUACUAAACAAGGUGAUGAAACAGUUAAGGCAGAGAUGGAGUGUGCGUUUCGUCACCGUGGGAAGGGAGAAGGGAGCGUGAGUCGGCGCUGAGGGGUCUGAGGGUGACUCACUGCCCUCCCACCCCAUAAAUAGGAGCGGGUAGCCCGGCGGCACCCAGAGCAGACAGCGGGGACCAGCACAGCCACAUCCCUCCUGUCACCGCCGAGCCAUGGCACUCCUCCUGGCCCCGCUUGUCGUCGGGCUGCUGGCCGUCUCCUGCUGUGCGGCCCCUCUCCAGGGCAAGCCGCAGGCAGUUGUCACCUUCCCCGGGGACCUGAUCAGCACCCUGCCGGAUCUACAGCUGGCAGAGCGCUACCUGCAGAGGUUUGGCUACACCACGGAGGCAGAGGCUAAGAUUGGUAACAGGCACGUGUCCCUGGGCAAGGCACUGCUCAAGAUGCAGAAGCAGCUGGGCCUGGAGGAGACAGGAGAGCUGGAUGCUGCCACACUGGAGGCCAUGCGAGCCCCCCGCUGUGGUGUCCCUGACGUGGGAAGCUUCCUUACCUUUGAGGGGGACCUCAAGUGGGACCACAUGGACCUGACUUACCGGGUGAUAAACUACUCCCCCGACCUGGAUCGUGCUGUGAUUGAUGACGCCUUCAGACGAGCGUUCCAAGUGUGGAGUGAUGUGACCCCUCUCACCUUCACCCAGAUAUACAGCGGCGAGGCAGACAUCAUGAUCAUGUUUGGCAGCCAAGAGCAUGGGGACGGGUACCCCUUCGAUGGCAAGGAUGGGCUGCUGGCCCACGCCUUUCCCCCCGGCCAGGGCAUCCAGGGUGAUGCCCACUUUGACGACGAUGAGUUCUGGACACUGGGAACUGGCUUAGUGGUGAAGACCCGCCACGGGAAUGCCAAUGGAGCCGAAUGCCACUUCCCCUUCAUCUUCGAGGGCCGCUCCUACUCCCGGUGCACCACGGAGGGGCGCAAGGAUGGGCUGCCCUGGUGUGCCACCACCUCCAACUAUGACCAAGACAAGAAAUACGGCUUCUGCCCCAGCGAGCUCCUCUAUACCAAUGGUGGCAACAGCGAUGGAGCCCCCUGCAUCUUCCCUUUCGUCUUCGAUGGUACCUCCUACGAUACCUGCACCACGGAUGGGCGCUCCGAUGGCUACCGCUGGUGUGCCACCACCUCCAGCUUCGACCAGGACAAGAAAUACGGCUUCUGCCCCAACCGAGACACGGCGGUGAUUGGCGGCAACUCCCAGGGGGACCCGUGCGUUUUUCCCUUCACUUUCCUGGGGCAGUCCUACACCUCCUGCACCAGCCAGGGCCGGCAGGAUGGCAAGCUCUGGUGUGCCACCACCAGCAACUACGACACCGACAAGAAGUGGGGCUUCUGCCCUGACAGAGGUUACAGCAUCUUCCUGGUGGCUGCCCAUGAGUUUGGACACUCACUGGGGCUGGACCACUCCAGUGUGCGUGAGGCCCUGAUGUACCCUAUGUACAGUUACAUCCAGGACUUCCAGCUGCACCCCGAUGAUGUCCAGGGCAUCCAGUACCUCUACGGUCGUGGCUCUGGCCCUAAGCCCACUGCACCUGCACCUGCUCCCACGGAGGAGCCCCAGCCCCUGCCCACGGAGGAGCCCCAGCCUGUGCCCACAGAGGAGACCCAGCCCCUGCCCACAGAAGAGACCCAGCCCAUGCCCACAGAGGCUGGCAGCACCUCCACCACUGAGGAGGAGGAGGAGGAGACACCAGAGCCCACAGUUGGACCCAUUCCUGUGGACCCCAGCCGGGAUGCCUGCAUGGAGAAGAACUUUGAUGCUAUCACAGAGAUCAAUGGAGAGCUGUACUUCUUCAAGGAUGGGAAAUACUGGACCUACUCAUCCUUCUGGAAAUCGGGCAUCCAGGGUGCCUUCUCUGUUGCUGAUACCUGGCCUGGCCUCCCAGACACCAUCGAUGCUGUUUUCCAGGAUUUGCUCACCAAGAGGGUUUUCUUCUUUGCUGGUCGGCAGUUCUGGGUAUUUUCUGGGAAGAGUGUGCUGGGCCCCCGGGGGAUCGAGAAGUUGGGUAUAGGGAAGGAAGCCGGCCGCCUCUCGGGGGCCCUGCAGCGGGGCCGCGGCAAAGUGCUGCUCUUCAGCGGGGAGAGCUACUGGAGGCUGGAUGUGAAGGUUCAGAGGGUGGACAAGGGCUACCCCCGUGCCACCGAUGACGUCUUCACUGGCGUUCCCCUUGAUGCACGCAAUGUGUUCCUCUACCAAGGCGAUGGCAAUCCCAAGGAGAGCAGCCCCUUCAUUAACAGCACGGACCUGGAGAAGGGCAAAGAGUACGAUGGCAAGAACAUGGCCCUCUUCGAGGAGGAGAUGGACACAAGCCCUAUGGUCUCGUCCCUGCUGAGUGGACUGGCCAAUUACACCAACCUGCCGCAGGGCAGCCGGGAGCAUGAGGAGGCUGAGAACAAUGAUGGAGGCAAGAAGAAGCCAGUGCAGGCCCCACGGAUGGGCACCUUCAUGGGUGUCUACCUGCCCUGCCUCCAGAACAUCUUUGGAGUCAUCCUCUUCCUGCGUCUCACCUGGGUGGUGGGGAUCGCCGGCAUCAUGGAGUCAUUCUGCAUGGUCUUCCUCUGCUGCUCCUGCACGAUGCUGACGGCCAUUUCCAUGAGUGCCAUCGCCACCAACGGUGUGGUGCCAGCGGGUGGCUCCUACUACAUGAUCUCACGCUCCCUGGGACCUGAGUUUGGUGGGGCUGUGGGGCUCUGCUUCUACCUGGGCACCACCUUUGCCGGUGCCAUGUACAUCCUAGGCACCAUCGAAAUCCUGCUGGCUUAUAUCUUCCCGGCCAUGGCCAUCUUCAAGGCAGAGGAUGCCAGCGGGGAGGCGGCGGCGAUGCUCAACAACAUGCGUGUGUACGGCACCUGUGUGCUGACCUGCAUGGCCACUGUCGUGUUUGUGGGUGUCAAGUAUGUCAACAAAUUUGCCCUGGUCUUCUUGGGCUGUGUCAUCCUCUCCAUCCUUGCCAUCUAUGCUGGUGUAAUCAAAUCGGCCUUCGACCCACCAAGCUUCCCGAUCUGCCUCCUGGGCAACAGGACCCUCUCACGCCACGGCUUCGACCUCUGCACCAAGAUGGUUGUGGAGGGGAACGAGACGGUUGGCUCCAAGCUCUGGGAGCUUUUCUGCACCUCCCGCUUCCUCAAUGCGACCUGUGAUGAGUAUUUCACCAUGAACAACGUCACCGAGAUCGAGGGCAUCCCCGGCGCUGCCAGCGGCCUCAUCCAAGAGAACCUUUGGAGCUCAUACCUGACCAAGGGCGUGAUCGUGGAGAAGCGGGGGCUGCCCUCCGUGAGCUCCCCCGACACCCCAGUGGACAUGGACCAGCCCUACGUCUUCAGCGACAUGACGUCCUACUUCACCCUGCUCGUCGGCAUCUACUUCCCCUCGGUCACAGGCAUCAUGGCUGGCUCCAACCGCUCUGGAGACCUGCGGGAUGCCCAGAAGUCCAUCCCCACGGGCACCAUCCUGGCCAUUGCCACCACCUCUGCAGUCUAUAUCAGCUCUGUUGUCCUCUUUGGAGCAUGCAUUGAGGGGGUCGUCCUGCGUGACAAGUUUGGUGAGGCCGUCAAUGGGAACCUGGUGGUUGGCACCCUGGCGUGGCCGUCCCCGUGGGUCAUUGUCAUUGGCUCGUUCUUCUCCACCUGUGGGGCCGGGUUGCAGAGUCUCACUGGAGCCCCCCGCCUCCUGCAAGCCAUCUCCAGGGAUGGGAUCGUACCCUUCCUCAGGGUCUUCGGCCAUGGCAAAGCCAACGGGGAGCCGACAUGGGCCCUGCUGCUCACAGCCUGCAUCUGCGAGAUCGGGAUCCUGAUCGCCUCCCUGGACGAGGUGGCUCCCAUCCUCUCCAUGUUCUUCCUCAUGUGCUACAUGUUUGUCAACCUGGCGUGCGCGGUGCAAACGCUGCUGCGGACGCCCAACUGGCGGCCCCGCUUCCGCUACUACCACUGGACCCUGUCCUUCCUGGGCAUGAGCCUCUGCCUGGCCCUGAUGUUCAUCUGCUCCUGGUACUACGCACUGGUGGCCAUGCUGAUCGCUGGCCUCAUCUACAAAUACAUUGAGUACCGCGGGGCGGAGAAGGAGUGGGGUGAUGGGAUCCGGGGCCUGUCCCUGAGUGCAGCCCGCUAUGCCCUGCUGCGGCUGGAGGAAGGGCCCCCGCACACCAAGAACUGGAGGCCGCAGCUGCUGGUCCUGGUCCGUGGGGACCAGGAGCAGAAUGUGGUGCACCCGCAGCUCCUGUCCUUCACGUCGCAGCUCAAGGCCGGGAAGGGCCUCACUAUCGUGGCCUCUGUGUUAGAAGGGACCUUCCUGGACAACCACCCUCAGGCGCAGAGGGCGGAGGAGUCCAUCCGGCGCCUGAUGGAAGCAGAGAAGGUGAAAGGCUUUUGUCAGGUGGUGAUCUCCUCUAACCUGCGGGAUGGCAUGUCCCACCUCAUCCAGUCCAGCGGGCUGGGGGGGCUGCAGCACAACACAGUGCUGGUGGGCUGGCCCCGCAGCUGGCGCCAGAAGGAGGACCACCAGACCUGGAGGAACUUCAUUGAGUUGGUGCGAGAGACCACAGCUGGGCACCUGGCCUUGCUGGUGGCCAAGAAUGUUGCCAUGUUUCCGGGCAACCAGGAGCGGUUCUCGGAGGGCCACAUCGACGUCUGGUGGAUUGUCCAUGAUGGGGGGAUGCUGAUGCUGCUGCCCUUCCUCCUGAGGCAGCACAAGGUGUGGCGUAAGUGCAAGAUGCGCAUCUUCACGGUGGCACAGAUGGAUGACAACAGCAUCCAGAUGAAGAAGGACCUGACCACAUUCCUGUACCACCUGCGCAUCACCGCAGAGGUGGAGGUGGUGGAGAUGCAUGAGAGUGACAUCUCUGCCUACACCUAUGAGAAGACACUGGUGAUGGAGCAGCGUUCCCAGAUCCUCAAACAAAUGCACCUCACCAAGAAUGAGCGGGAGCGGGAGAUCCAGAGCAUCACGGAUGAGUCCCGUGGCUCCAUCCGGCGCAAGAACCCGGCCAACACACGCCUGCGCCUGAACGUCCCCGAGGAGCAGGCUGCUGACGGCGAGGAGAAGCCAGAGGAGGAGGUCCAACUAAUCCAUGACAAGAACGCCACCACCUUCUCCAGCAGCUCCCAGUCCCCUGGUGAUGAGGUGGAGGCAGCCCCUGAGAAGGUGCAUCUCACCUGGACCAAGGAGAAGUCCGUUGCUGAGAAGAACAAGAGCAAGAGCCCUGUCAGCCCUGAGGGCAUCAAGGACUUCUUCAACAUGAAGCCGGAGUGGGAAAACCUGAACCAGUCCAACGUGCGGAGGAUGCACACAGCUGUGAAGCUCAAUGAGGUGAUCGUGAAGAAGUCCCAGGACGCCAAGCUGGUCCUGCUGAACAUGCCAGGGCCUCCCCGUAACCGGAAAGGGGAUGAGAACUACAUGGAGUUUCUGGAGGUGCUGACAGAGCAUCUGGACAGAGUGCUCCUGGUGCGUGGUGGGGGCCGGGAGGUCAUCACCAUCUACUCCUGAAAGACGGCGCGAGAGAGCACCAGAUCUUCCGGGAGCAUCCAGCACCAGAGCAGCUGUUCCUCAUUGCAACACCACAGCACUGCUGUCCUUGUUUAUAUAUAAAUAUAUACAGUGAACCGCGGACUGAGCACCAGAGCUCGGCGCUGCCGCCGCCGCC